Molecule: messenger RNA, 4019 nt
Organism: Panonychus citri (citrus red mite)
Lineage: Eukaryota; Metazoa; Arthropoda; Arachnida; Trombidiformes; Tetranychidae
Product: fanconi-associated nuclease 1-like
Exons: 9
Coding region: 774-3401 (875 amino acids)
Biological process (GO): interstrand cross-link repair
Cellular component (GO): nucleus
Molecular function (GO): flap-structured DNA binding; 5'-3' exonuclease activity; 5'-flap endonuclease activity
Source: RefSeq, a predicted model, not a curated record
UGUUGACUUUGUUUGUUACAAUUUCUUUUGAUUAUUUUUUAAUUAAUUUCCUUUCAUUUUACUAAUUAAUUGAUUCAAUUGAUUUAAUUACUUUACUUUAGUGUUAAAGGGCAAAUUUGUUUGUGUCAAAGAGUAAAGGUGAACAUCCAACAUUUGGGUUACUUUGAGUUUUAACCUUUCGCUUGAAAUUAUUGAAUUGAAUUUGUUUCAAUUGAUUUUCCUUUUCGUAACUAGAGACAAGGUAACACUCUAGUGACCACAAUUAACUGUGAUAAUCUGUUUGAAAGCUAAAAUCUCUGACAUUUUGGAAAAUUUUGUCAUAAGCUUGUCAACAACAAACGACAAUCUUGAAAAUCAAUCUUGAUCAAUUGUGGUUUUUUUUUGGUGUUUUGGUUAAUCAAUCUCACGGAAUUAAAUCAUUUACUUGAAAGAAUUACAUGUAAUCCAUAUAAUAUUUAUAUUCCUGAUUUGUGGUCAACCUUCAAUCAACUUGGACACUUAAUCAAUCAACUAAACCAAUACAACAAUUAACACAAUAAAUUGUCUCUCAUACAAUCUUAGUCAAUUAAUCAUUUCAGUUGAAAGCGACAACACCUAUAGACUAUUCAGUUCUGGUUAAAGAUCCAUCACUUUUACUUGCCAGUGUUCAUAGGCAAUUGCAAUUACAACAUCAGCCUAACCCAUCAUCUAAUCAUCAUCAUCACCUUUACCAUCAACAAUUACAGCAACAAUUACUUCAUAAAACAAACCAUUCUGGUUUAAGUAACCACAAAAUGCCACCACCAGCACCCAAAUAUGAUAAACGAAGUGUUAACUCAAACGGCGAUGAAACCAUUGGUAAAAGGAAAACUUUACUCGACUUUUUUGGUAAAGGAAGUCAACAACAACAACAGAAACAGAUCAGAAUUGAUUCAAAAACGGUUACCAGACCAUCAAUUAUCCAUCAAGAAUUAAAAUUAUCCAACAAUAAAAGUGUACCCAAUGUGAUUGAUUUAAGUGAUGAAGAUGAUUUAAACAAUCUAAAUGGUAACAACGGUUAUUUCAAAUCCCCAACGGUUCCCAAAUCUAAAGGUGUAAGUGCCAAUCGUAAGGAUAAUAAACAAAAACAACAACAACAACAAUCACUAAAUCAACGUAAAAAUAAUAACAUUGGUUCAUCUCAAGAGAUUGAAAUAAUUGAAGAUGAAGAUGAUCUUAAUGUGAUAUCAUUUAAAACACCAAUGUUACCUCAUCGUAAUGAAACAAAAUCGCCAAUGGUCAAUUCACCAUAUCCUUAUUAUCAACCGAUUAAAUCAUUAUGGAGAGAACCAGUUAAAGAUGAUGAAGAAAUAAGAAUAGAGAAAUUGAAAGAGAAAAAUUUCAUUAAAAUUGAAGAUUUUCUCCAAAUAGUAAUUGAUACCAAAGGUGAUGUUUCAGAAUUAAAUUCUGAAUCAAAAGAAAAUGACCCACCCCAAGUCGAAUGGCAGAAAGAUUAUAAAUUGAAACAUUUUCGUGAUAUGAUUGAUUCAGUUCUUAAGGAUAAUCAUUAUUCUCACCUUUUCGAUGAUCAUGAUUGGGAUGCUCUCUACAAGUUCACCAAUCUAAGUUAUUCUGCUCAAGCUUUAUAUUUAAGACUUUUGGUUCGUAAACCAAAUUGGAUCCGAAUGCAAUCAAUGAGAUACCCUGAUAUCGAUAAUAUUAAAACGAAAUUAGCAGAAUUAGUUAGAUAUAAGUUACUAAUUUCAGUUGAUCAUCUCAAUAAUCUAACGGAUGCUCUUAAUUGUUUGGAUGCUAGUGAAAUUAAAAUGUUCGCUAAACAUUUAAAAGGAAUUUCUCUUAAAACUAAUUCUACCAAAGCAGCUUUAAUUGACGCAAUUAAGAAACACGUACGAUCAAGUAAAUCAAUAUCAUCUCACUUUAUGGGACCAAGUGGUUCCAAUGGUAAUGGUAACAUUGAUUUACCAGUUUUAAAUCAAAUUAAACAAUUACUGGGGAAUACAUGUUUUCGUGUUGACCGUCAAUCAGCUCGAGUUUUUCUUCGUAUAGCACUUAUCCGAUUCCCGCCAACAAUUAGUGACGAUGAUGAUGGUGUUAUGCUAAGUAACGAAUUAUUCAAUUUAUGGAAAGUUGAUCAAGGUGAAUUAAAGUACGUGCCUUAUAUGAUCAACAAACACACCAAAGUUUUCCCUCGACGGAACAAUUUAAUCUUAUUUGAAGAAGCAUGUAAUUUGGAAAGUGAUCUGAUGCAAGCAAUUGAAACACGAAAUCAACAAUUAGCCAUCGAAACUAUUUUACCACGAAUACAAAAUGCCUUUGAUUCCUUGAUCGCCACAGAUAUAAUCUAUUUUGAUAGUAAACUACCCGCUUACCUGCGUCGAUUUACCUCUGGUCAUGUUCUCACUCGAGCUUUGACAACUUGCGUAACUGUACUUGAACAAAGACGAUGUUACCAUGAAGCUGUCAUUCUACUAGAGAAACUACUUGCACAGCGUUUAUAUUGCCUUGAUUAUCGAGGUAAAUGGUUUGAAAGAUUAACCCUAAAUUACGAUAAACACCUUAAGCGAACAGUUGAAGCUAUUGAGGUAAUUCGAGUGGCACUUUCAGACAAUUAUGUACGAGGAGGUCACCGAUAUUCACUCUACCUACGAUCAAAGAAACUUGGACUUGUUGCCAACGGAAAAGUUGAAUCACUUGAAGAAUUUCAAUUCAAGUUAAAACAAACAACAAUCAAAGCACCAGCGUUAAAACAAUGUAUCGAUGGAAGGAAAAACGUAUUCAUAUCGUCCAAAGACAACGGCGAAGUGAACAUUAUCCCAGUCGAACAAGUUGUAAUCGAGUAUUACAAUAAACAAGGAUACACCAGGGGAAUUCAUUGCGAGGGUGUUGUUUACAAUACACUUUUUUGCCUUCUCUUUUGGAAGAUAAUUUAUGCUGAUGAUCUGAUGGCAAGUGAUGCUUUCCAUUCACCCUACCAGAGAGUACCGCUUGACCUUAAUUUCAAUGAUUUCUAUUCUCGUCGACAACCAUUAAUUAACGCUAAAUUACAAAUGAUAAAAAGUUCAACGAAAGAAUCACUAAUUGAGGAAAUAUCUGCAACUUGGGAUUCUUAUAAAGAUUGUGCAUCUCUAGUGAAUUGGGAAAAAUGUACAAUCAAUUUGUUGAAGGAAAUAGUUUUAUGUAUGAAAGUCAAUACGUUGGCCGCUAUUUGCGAGAGAUUAGCACUGGAUUAUCGUAGUCACAGGAGCGGUUUUCCUGAUGUAUUAUUAUGGAAUCCAAGUAAAUCAACAAUUAAAGCCGUCGAGGUUAAAGGACCCGGUGAUCAGGUCUCUCCUAAACAAGCCUUAUGGAUUAAUUACCUUGAGAAAAACGGACUUGAGGCCGAAAUUGUUUUCGUUAAAGUUGGUCGAACAGAAUCUGAAUAACAAAUUUCCAACAAGUGAAUUGUUGUUCACUUUGAUUAACAAUCAUGUUCCAAGUAAUCAAAUUAAUUUGAACUGAUCUAUCGAUUCGUCAACUAAUCAUCACCGAAGAAGCAAGAAAAAAUUGUCAUCAAAAUUCAUCAUCUUCAUCAACCAUCAUCUAAAUUAAUGCAUUGACAAUAAUGUAUUUUUGCACUUUAAUCAGUUGUUCAUCUGAUUUUUUUUUCAAUUUAAUUUCUUCCUUCUCUCUGCUCUCUCUCUUAAUUACUUUCCUCUCUGUUGUAAUCAAUUGUUUACAAAUUGUUUAUUUCUUGUUAUUGUUCAACAAUUAACAAGAAAAAAUCAAAAUGUUUCUAAAUUUGUUACCAAGAAAACGAAUCUAGUUUACUAAUUGUAUUCACCCUAAUGUUCAAUCACAAUUUUCCACCUUAUUAAGUUUUUUUUGUCUAUUAUAACCUAUUGUUUUUCCUCAUUUACAUUGUAUCAUUUUUUUUUAUAAGAAACACAAUUAUCACUAAUUGUAAACAUCCAAUACUUUGGAUUCAAUUUGCAUUUAAUUUCACAUGGAAAAUUAAGUCUCCUAUUAAUAAAAUUUGCCAAAUUGAGAUUAUAAAUUAUCAA